AUGAUCUGUUCCAAUUGCCGUAGAAUCUUUCUCUCGCGCAUUCACUCCUCUCGGAAAAGUUCCUCCAGUUUCCGCUAUGGAUCGACGGUUCCUGCAAAUCCCAAUGCCGCUCCAAUCCAAGCGCCUUCCUCGAUUUCCAUAGACAGCGCCAAUCCAGCGCAGUCAUCCGAAACACAGACGCCAUCAGCCUCGACUGCGACACUGAAAGCGAGAUCGAACGCGACAAAGGAAUUGAAAAAGCCGGCCAAGUUGAAGAGCUCGGUCCCCGGUGGGGUGGAGUUGAAGGGGUUGGGCUAUACGAAAGCACAACCUCGAAUCCUCGCUAAAGAAGACGAUGAGUACCCUGACUGGUUGUGGACACUGUUGGAUGCGAAAAGGACUACCCUGGGAGAUUCAAAAGUUGAUCUUGAAGCAAUGACAAAGAAACAACGGGCCAAAUACGAGCGCAAGCAAGCAAAGAUUCGUGAAUCUCUUCCUGUUACUGUUCCGCUUCACGAGCAAAGUAAAGACUUGACUGGACCGGGGGAUGACGCAGUGACCAGUCUAGAACGUCGCCAGGAGAUAACAAGAAGCGCGAGGGCGGCGAGAAGGAGAAGUAUCCGGGAAAGCAACUUCCUCAAAUCGAUGUAA
This is a messenger RNA of Rhinocladiella mackenziei CBS 650.93, 630 nucleotides long. RefSeq lists its product as uncharacterized. Gene Ontology annotation, molecular function: structural constituent of ribosome. The transcript is spliced from 2 exons. The record is from RefSeq and is a predicted model, not a curated record. Bases 1 to 630 code for a protein of 209 amino acids. Gene Ontology annotation, cellular component: mitochondrial large ribosomal subunit. NCBI's taxonomy places the organism in Eukaryota, Fungi, Ascomycota, Eurotiomycetes, Chaetothyriales, Herpotrichiellaceae.